UUUUGCCAUUUUUUAACAGACACUGUUUGAGAACGUACGUUAGUUAUUACGGGAUACACUUUUUCCUGAAAUUUUUCGUCAAACGAAAUGGUAACAUGUCCUACAAUUUAUACUUGGCAAUUCGGCCAAUUCCAUCUGAUUCCGUGGCCUGAAACUGCUGUACAUUUUCUCAAAAUGUCGUCUCUUGCUGCAUGUACCGGCUGUACUUUUAGUCACAUGCUGAAAUUCUUCAGAACAGUAAAACCUGGUGAAGUCUGAGCUUCUUCAUUGCAGUCCAAUGUCCACAUGGAUUCAUUACGACCAGCUGGCGAAAGGUGUUCCUCCUGCAGGCUUGCUACCUGUACUGGUUGUAACUUUGGUGGUUUUGUCAUAUGCAGAAACCCUAAAGAACAAUUUAAAGUAAUGACGGACACAGGAUCGAUCCUUUCCUCAAUCCCCUCCACUACGACCUGGUCCUGUUGCCCGUGAUCAGAGGCGGCAACCCGCGCUUGUGCGGCCACGUUUACAUCGACGUCCAGCCGACCAGGACGACCAAUUUGAUCACGUUCCACACAGUCGAGCUAACCAUCAUCGACGUCAUCGUGCGGAUUGUCGGGAACGAAAUGGCCGCUUUCAAUCCGGCUAUCGACGACUGAUUUCUCCAGCUGGAGAAUCUCUGCUUCUCGGUCUUUUCGUUCAAACCUCCAAGGAAUUUCAGACGAUCCAGGAGGAGCCGGAGUGGCAGCAAAUGAGCAUCGUUCUCAAACAGGUUUUGCUCAAGGGUCACAAGUACCGGUUUGUAUUUCCUGGGCAAGGUUAGAGAGGAUUCCAGAGGAUUUCACAGAGCCAAUUACAAGAACGACGGCACUUCCUGCUGCCACCCGGAUUGGUUCGGUGGAAAGCAAAUGCAGGCGACCGAGGCCCGUCGAGUUCUUUCGUGCCUGGACGAGCCGGGAUUUAAAACGACAUUUGACGUGGUUGUCGGUCACAGCAACGCCAUGACGGCCCUGUCCAACAUGCCCGAAAUUUCCAGCCGUGCCAUGGCAACCACGCGCGAUUGGAUGUGGACGUCAUUUUCACGGUCGCCGCCCAUGCCCACCUAUUUAUUGGCCAUGUUCGUGACGGACUAUGAGAGUUUGGAGACGAUUUAUAAGUUGGAAGGCGACCGGUCCGUCAAGUUGCGCUUCUGGGGACGGCCGGACCAGCUUCCUUAUCUCAAGGAAUCCAUGGCGGUCGCCGGCGACCUGCUCAACUAUUUGGUGAAAUACGUCCGUCAGUCGUUCACUUUACCCAAAAUUGAUUUCAUUACCUCGCCAAUUCAACUCCAUUUUGAGGCCAUGGAGAACUGGGGUCUCAUCCUCUUUCGGGAAAUCCGACUUUAUCACAACAAGGAAACUGACAGCGAGGACGACCGUUUUACUCUUAACGGCGCACGAGUUGGCGCAUCAGUUUUUCGUCAAUUCCAGAGUGUCAACAGUCAAAAUUUCAUGGAGAUUUUGAACGAGCAACUGCAUCAGGACCACGAAUUUGGCCGGACGGUGAACGUCACGAAGAUCAUGAACUCUUGGACCCAUCAGCCGAAUGCCGUUUCCGUUACUCCGAAGCAAUUCAUCACAGGCCAAUUUGCCUUGUGGUGGAUCCCCAUCGCCAUGACGGAUGGCAGACGGCCAGAUUUCAACCAAGAAGGGACAUAUCCGAGAGUGUGGCUCACGCCCGAACGUCCGACUUUGGAGAUUCCUUAUUUCCCUCAGAUUUUCGUCAACGGCCAAUUCGCCAGCUACGGUCGAGUGUUGUACGGCAAAGCCAAUUGGCGACUGAUCUACAAUCAGCUGGUGCUCAAUCACACCGUCAUCCUGAAAGUGACUCGGGCUCAGUUGAUUGACGACGCUUUCACGCUUGCCCUGGUCGGAUAUUUGGACUAUCAAGUGGUUGUUGAACUCAUCGAGUAUCUGACUUUGGUCAACGACGAGUUCGUCCAGUCUACCAGUUUAUUCCACUUGAAAUUGAUCCAGGAACGGUCGAGACACAACGAAUCGCUUUAUAAUCUGUUCAAAGAAUACACCAAUAGGUUCAAGUUCGAGAAAACGGACCAUGGAGAGCCGGGCGACCACGGCGACUGGAUCCGAUUUGGUGAUCCGCUGGAUGGAGUCGGCUGCCUGAACUGGAGUGACGACGGUGUGUGUGUCGAUCAGGUCAUGCGCCUCUUUCACGCUCAAAUGGACGGCUCAAUCACCCCCGAAGAGAAAAAGGCAAUGACGGAAAAUUUGGAGCGCAAUUGGUGUGCGGUGAUUCGCUACGAUGGUAAGGAAGAAUGGAACUGGGCGUGGCGAGCUAGUCUCUGUGACAUGUGGUCGUCACAGCGAACAAAGAUCUUAUCGGCCAUGAGUUGCAGUCAAGAUCGUGAUCGUUUGAAACAGCUUCUUUCGCGCGUGUUUUCGUCGACCAUCGAACAGGACCCGCACGGCACGUUCGCCACCAUUGAGAAGAUGACGGAAAAUCACGUCGCUCGUUCCAUGGUCUUCAACUUUUUGGCGACCAACUGGGAGAUCCUAGGGCGACAGGAACACAUUUAAUUUUAGACUUUUAAUACGUCGAGUUUUUUUAAAACAUUUUGAUUUGCGUGGACUUUUAGUUUUAGUUUUAGAAGCUCUGGCGAUAAUUUGAAGCUGCUGACCUCCGCCGCCAAAUUUCUGAGUACACCAGACGAAUUGAAAGAGAUGUCUCGGAUUUUGUCCGACCUGGAAAAUAAAGACAAGAAACUCAAUCGCGCUUUCACGAACGGGAUUCUGGAGGGUAUCCGCAACAAUAUUCGCUGGCCUGAGAAGUAGUUGGAACAUCUCUAUUUGGUUAUCGAAUCUCGGAUAAUGACAGGUCGUACGACAAAUUCACUCGCCAAGAAUAAUUCCAUUCCCUAAGCAGGCUAAGCUGUUUUGCUGCUUGUCCUGAUUUCUCCAUCUUUUUUUUAUUUUCAUAGUUUUUACCGUUUGUUGAAUAAAUAUGGAAAUAUUCGGAACUACUUUGCAUUUUUAAUUGAUUAUAAUCGUACCAUAUAUAAAGACUGUGUUUAUGUAUCUUUGAAUUCGUGUAAA
Daphnia pulex (common water flea) is the source of this 3068-nucleotide messenger RNA. RefSeq names its product aminopeptidase N-like. The coding region runs from base 885 to 2552 and encodes 555 amino acids. Gene Ontology annotation, cellular component: cytoplasm. The record is from RefSeq and is a predicted model, not a curated record. Gene Ontology annotation, molecular function: peptide binding; zinc ion binding; metalloaminopeptidase activity. Gene Ontology annotation, biological process: proteolysis; peptide catabolic process. The transcript is spliced from 13 exons. NCBI's taxonomy places the organism in Eukaryota, Metazoa, Arthropoda, Branchiopoda, Diplostraca, Daphniidae.